Molecule: messenger RNA, 4212 nt
Organism: Eimeria acervulina
Lineage: Eukaryota; Apicomplexa; Conoidasida; Eucoccidiorida; Eimeriidae
Exons: 8
Coding region: 1-4212 (1403 amino acids)
Source: RefSeq, a predicted model, not a curated record
AUGGUGAUUGCAGUUCAAGCGGCAAAGUUCUGGGGUGCAUACAGCCCGUUUCAGAGACAGCCUCCUACUCCUCUUGCAGCUCCUGCUCCACCGCAGAGAGUCCGGCGGGGUGUAUCUGCAUCUUUGCAGGCUUGUGCAGUAGGCAGGGGGUCGGCCGCAACGCCGCAGAGAAAGUCAUUCAAUGAAGGGGGAGGCCGGGACACCAGUAGCAACAGCAGCAGCAGCAGCGCGUCUCAAGCCCUUAUUUCAAGGGAAAUACCCUCAGCUGAACGAAACGAAAGAGGCCGUAUAGACGCCAAGAUGUCUGUACACCACCGCGUGGCUGUUGCGGAGUCCCAGGGCUUCUUACGAGCUAAAGUCGCUGCAAAAGAACAACUUUGCUCUCAGGUCAUUGGUGAAAAUCAAACACUUAUUCGACAGCUGGAGGAGAUAAAGGCGCAACACAGGCAAACGGUUGAGAGGCUGAAGGCCGAGGCUUCAGCGGUGGUGCAGCAGCUGCUAGUAGACACCGCUGUGUACAGAGACAGCAACGACAACCUACUAAGGAAGCUGCAGCUACAGGAGAGACAAUCAGCAAAUGAUGCAUUGCGCGCUCGCCAGGCAGAGAGACGUAGCCAAGAGGCUGAGGAUAAGUUGCUCGUCUUGAAGAGGUUUGUUUCAGGGCUACAAGAGAAACAAAAACAAUUAGAAGAAGAAGCAAAUGCCUUUGCUGCUGCAUUCCGCUCCUUAAAGGGGUCUCUAGGCCGGUUUGCUGCGGGUCUCGCUGCAUGCAAUUUGGAGUUAAAUGAAAUUGAGGCGGCGUUGCUGGCGAAAGGAUUUGUAAAAGAAGUCAGCGCAAAGGGCAUUUUGCAGCGAGUAGAAAAGGAGCUGCGAGCGGUGCAGAAGGACCUCGAAGAGGUAAAGAGGGAGAAUUCAAGAAAAGCUGAUGUCUUGCUGAAAUUGCGACUGAGAGAUCACCGCCUCAAACAGCAAGAUGCCGAAUUUGCUGCAGCGAAGAAGAAGACGCAGGAGUUGCAGUCUCAAGUGGAAGGUCUGCGCAAGGAGAGAGAUGCCUUAGCUGCUUGGAAGAGCUCUCACCCCAUAUACAAAGGAUACAGAGUGCCGUCUGCUGCUCCUAGAGAGCCCUCCUCGCAGCCCCGUACUCAUUCACUGCAUAGGGUUGCUUCUGUUGUCUCUCUUGCUUCGAGAACCAGCAGAGCAGCAGCAGAACAUGACGGUGCCGCAGCAACAGCAGCAGCAGCAAGAAGCCCUGCAUCAGCAGCAAGAAGAGACGCAGCAGCAGCAGCAGCAGCAGCAAGAGAUGCUGCAGGCAUGCUUAAGCUGCACACAACAAGGAAACCGUCUCCUGGGGAGGGUUUCUUAUCUCGAUCUGCUUCAGGUGUCUCCAUAGCCAGCAGCAGAAGAGUCCCGUCUGUAGCCUCAGCGAGAUUGUCUUCUCCUGCUGUUGCUGCUCCUGCUCCUGGUGCUUCUGCUGCUUUGAGGCUUAUGAAGGUGCAUAGUCCCAGCGCUCCCGAGCUGCAGCGGCAGUCUGCAGCGGGUGCAUCAGCAGCAGAUCAAGCAGCAGCAGCAGCACCAACUGUGAAGUCGCUAAGCUCUCCAGCGCUUCCUGCAGCAGCACUCAGCAGCCCUACCACACCUCUCAGCCGCGAGGCCUCUAGGCACUUCCUUGAAGCUGAAGGAAUGAAGCUGCUGAGGCGCAGCAGCAGCGGCAGCAAGUCCGCUGCUGCUGCUUCUGAUGCUGCUGCUGCUGCUCCAGGCGCCGCAAGAGGAAGGACAGGCUCUAGACAAGGAGAAGAAAAAGGAGACAGGAGACAGCUAAAUAAAAGCAGCAGCUUCACUCAGCAAUUAACACUGACCCUACCGCGAAGCCCUCGCUCUGUAGUGACACCAGCGUUUGCUGCUGCCCCUGCAGCAGGAGCAGCAGCAGCAGAGGAUGCAAGAGAUAGCCGCGAAGCAGCACAAGCAGCAGCAGCAGCAGCAAGUGGGAUAGGAGGAGAAGCAGAAAAGAGCAGAGAGGGUGUGGAGCGUCUUACUUCUUUCUUCAGCAGCGCAUUCACCAAAGCAGCAGAAAAAGAAAAAGAGCUGACGAACUUGCAACAGCAGCAGCAGCAGCAGCAGCGGCUGCUGAUACCGGGGCGCAGCCCUAGGGUACAGUCUGUUGCCUCCUCCCAGCGAAGAACGGCAAGGCGAGAGGAGAAAGGAGACCCUAUUAAACGAGAGACGUCUGCUGCAUCAAUUCAAUCUGCUGCUCACGGAUUCCGCAGGAUUCAUGUGGAGUUGCAAGACAAGAAUGAAGCUGCUGCAGCAGCAGCUGCUGCUGCUGCAGCAGAGGACGGAAGCGAUGACGGCGAGCCGCUGAGCCCCAAGAGCCGCAUUGGGAGAGCGCAGGCAAUUGCCUUUAUGGAGGGUAGCAGCAGCAGAGCCCGCAGCAGCAGCAAAAGACCUACAGGAGACGCUCGAAGAGAUGCUGCAGCAGCAGAUGCAGCCAGAGGAAUCUCAAGAGUUAAUUCUUCUGCCUCUGUGGCUUCCGUCAGAACCCUGCGAUCUCCAAGGCCUAUUGCUGCUGAUGCUGCUGCUGCUGCUGAUGCUGCUGCUUCUACUGCUGCACAUGCUGUUGAUGCUGCAGCAGCAGCAGCAAAAGCCGCUGAAGACUCCGCUGCUGCACACGGAAGCAAACAAAAGGCCCCCCCACCCCCUGCAGCGCUGGUAGCUCCAGCAGCAGCAACAGCAGCAGCAGGCCCUGCAGCAGCAGCAGCACCAGCAGCUGCUGUAACAGAGACAGAGGCCCCUUCGCUGCAGCAGCAGCAGCAAACGUCUCGACGAGUUGAGCGGCGCCAUCUCGACGUGCUGGGCUCUCGAGUGCCAGGACAGCAGCAGCAGCAGCAGCAGCAAGCAUCGAAAAGAGAACCUGCUGCAGCAACUCUUCCUCUAUCCCCGCGUAGUGUCUCCUCUGCCUUGCAUGGUGCAGACGCCUGGGCUAAGAAAGAAGACACCCCAACGGCGAGACGCAUAAUGAAACCAGCAGAGAAGGAGACAGAUGCAGCUGCAGCAGCACCUCCAGCAGCUGCUGCAGCACCUCCAGUAGCAGGAGCACCACUCAGCAGCGACAUGGAGGCCUUACUGCAAAAAUACCUGGGGACACCGACGCAGCAGCCAGGAGACAGCAAGGAGACAGCAGCAGUAGCAUCAGCAGCAUCAGCAGAAGCAGCACCAGCACAACCAGCAGCAGCAACGCACAAGGCAGCAAACAAACAACCAGGGCCCCCGCCCUCCGCGCGACUGAGAACAGCUGAAACAGCAGCAGUAGCCUCAAAAGCAGCAGCAGCAGCAGCAGCAGCGGGGCAGAGGAGCGCGGCGCUGCUGCAAGGAGACAGGGCGCAGAACAGCAAUAAGCAAGAAGGAGACACCUCAGGAGACACCGCAAACAUAAUGCAGCAAAGAAGAGACGCGGAGGCAGCUCCCUCCGGCGCCACGGCAGCGCAGCAAGGCGGGCCAGCAGCAGCAGUAGCAGCAGCACCAGCACCAGCAGCAGCAGCAAGCGAAGAGACAACAAGGCUUCCGAUAAACACAUCCAGAGAAGCAGCCCAACAACAACUGCAGCAGCAGCAGCAGCAGCCGAUGGUUCGCUUAGGAACAAGGGCAGGAAGGCCUUCUCAGAUUAUCACUGGGGUAUUGAAGGCCCCCCCUAAACACUCUCCAGGUGUCUCUCCACAUCAUCUGCUGCUGCAGCCUCAGUCUGCGUCUCCUACAGAACAUCCAGCUGCUGCUGCUGCUGCGGAUUCUGCUGCUGCUGACCCUGCUGCUGCUGGUGCUGCUGCAACGAGCGGUGGUAGGAGUUUGCAUGAGGCUCAGGCCUCACCGAAAAGAGACACAGCUGAAUCUCAAAGCAGCAGCAGCAGCAGCAACAGCAGCAGCAGCAGCAGCAGCAGCAACAGACCCAAGGAAGCGGCGCCUCGAGCUGAGAGAGAGGCAGCAGCUAUCCCAAGCUCACUUGCUGCUGCUGAUGCUGGUGCUGCUGAUGCUGCUGCUGGUGCUGCUGAGAAGCUUGAAAAAGCAGAGAGCUUAAAGGAGGGCUCAGCAGCAGCACCAGCAGCAGCAGCAGCAGCAGCUCCUCAGCGGAAGCGGCUGUCUGCUGGAGAAGGCGCAGCAGAAAGCUGGGCGAUGGCCCCACCUAAAUUAAAUAUCAGCGCUUUAAGGAGAUCUCCUUAUUGA